CCACGCCGGCUGCCUACCAAGAACAACAAGAGAAAGACCAAAGACCAACAACUCCUCAAUCUCGAUCGCCCUUGCUUGUGGGAGCUAGAUACAACAACAAAUACACAAUACAUGGCUGCUUCUUCGGCGGUGAGCGGGCAUCAGGCGCCGGCGCCGGCGAGCAUGAUGGCGCGGGUGGACCGGCUGGACCUGGUGGUGGGCUACCUCGAGGACAUGCGCAGCGGCAACGGCGGCAGCGCCAGGUCCUCCUCCACUGCCACAACCUUGUCUUCAUCUUCCCCGGCGAGCACGCCUCGGGCUGCAGCUCGCUGCCGGCCGGCGGAGGAGCUGCUGCAGGAGACCAGGGCCAAGGGCAGCCUCGUCGACCGCAUCGCCUGCCUCGAGAACAGAGUGCUCAAGAUGGAGGAGGAGGAGCGAAUGAGUUUCAGUAGGAGGAGCCCCAUAGCCAGCAGCAGCAGCACGGCGGCCAUGGAGGGGAUGGCUGCAGACAGCGGGAGCAGCAGGGAGAAGAAGAAGAAGAAGAGGAAGGGGAUCAAGAGCCUGGUCCAGUCCUGCGUCGUCAAAUCAGGCGCAGCCAAACUCAAAACCAAGGACUAACUAAUUAGUAUCAGAUAAAAAUGCUCUAGUUGUAUAAUUGUGUUUUUUUCCCCAGUUGUUUCGACAGACUUUGUAUUUUGUAGCCAUGAUCAAUACGCUAAAUGUAUAAUUACUUCGUAUGCACUAUGACGUAGUACGGCUGAUCAAUCGAUGCCGUACUGUAUAUAUUGUUACGUGGAAUGUCAAAAAAUUCAAAUUUGUACUGAAGCCGGUUAAUCAGGACGAUGAAUUCCAGGCCUA
Messenger RNA from Brachypodium distachyon (stiff brome), 837 nucleotides. RefSeq lists its product as uncharacterized. The coding region runs from base 112 to 597 and encodes 161 amino acids. The record is from RefSeq and is a predicted model, not a curated record. NCBI's taxonomy places the organism in Eukaryota, Viridiplantae, Streptophyta, Magnoliopsida, Poales, Poaceae. The transcript has a single exon.